ACACUCCCACAUAGCCUUCUGGUGUGUGUCAGUUUCUCAGUGUCUCUCAUUAGCUUAAAACGUUUAAUUAGCUAGCUAACGCAUCUGUGUCAACAGAGGAGCUGUGAGUGUCAGGGAUAGCUGUCCCCUGAUAAGCUAAGAUUGUCUUUGCCAUGCAUAGUGCUGAUAAAAGCCAGUCAGUGUGGAGCCUGCUGGUGGAGCAUGUUCCCAAGGCGGAGCUGCCAGCGGUCCAGGCAGCACUGGGGUGCUCCCUGGUCGACAUGUACACCGAGGCAUACUCUGAGAUGGAGAUGUGGCAGGGCAUAUGGCAGAGAAUCCAGCGAGAUGGUAACCAUGGUAACAGGGCGGGGUCCCAGCCGGCUCUACCUGAUCCUCCUGCAAUCAAAGAGCUGCUGAGAGCCGAGAUCCAAAUGUUACUACAGUCUGUGAGGGAGAGAGCCAGCAGGGAGGGGAGGGAUGCUGAGGAAGUCUUGCUGCGGUACGACUCAGACACAGUCAACUACGCCAUGUGUUAUCCUAACAACUGCCCUAGCAACUGUAGUUACCCUGGUAACUGUAGUUGCUUUGGAAAUACCAACCUCAUCCAACAUGGAAACAGGUCUACUUCUCGUUGUUCAGUCCAGUCCAGUGUUCAUGAUGAGAUUGAAGCGGUGCAGGACAAGUUGAAUGUCACUGACAUAAACCAAGUGGUGGCCCACCUCAGGUCUGUCCUAAUGCAGGAAUGUCAAGCACUGAAAAGCCAGGUGAAGCAUAUACAGGAGACUAUUCAACAGAAGUGCAGCAGUCAGUGCAAGGAUAAAACAGAACCAACAAUCUCAGAGCUAAGAGAGCAGAGGCGCAUUAUCCAAAUGGACUUGGAGCUCCCCACUCCUCAACUCAUCAGCUUCCCCUCUUCCUCCUCCACCUCCUCAUCCUCAUCUUCCUCCCUUUCGCUCAUGGAGGAUUUAAACAAGAGAUCCAGUUUGUCAGCAGGACAAAAGACUUUGCGACCUCUAACUCCUACACCAUUCCAGAGACCGCAUCCCCCUCCUCCUCUGUCCCACACUAAACCCAGCCGACCCGUCAGUGCUACCCUCACUAAACCCUCUGCAUCUAGAAGACUGAUCCGCACUUCUGCACUGGCGAGGACUCAAGGUCAACAUGAUAGCAAGCCAACUUUCACUGAACCAAGCAUAACGCAAACACCCGGCUCCCACAGGAUCACUAGUGAGGGGCCUGAGAGCGCUCCCUUCACUGCCUCACGUCCACGGCAUGGCAGUGAGCAGCUAAUAACUAAAAGCAACAUUUACUGCGUUCCUUUUCCAGAGAAAAAGAGUUUGGACUUCUGCUGUUAUAGGACCUUGAGUCCUAGCAUUCAAACAGAGUCUAAAAGAAAUCUAUCCAGCAGUGGCAGGAGUCUUAGCCUGAGCAGUGAGUUUGUUCUGCCUCCACAGACUGAAAGAAAAGGCAGCCCUCUCCUUCUUCAGAGGUCAAGACAUACCACUGAUAGCCCCUCACCCAUCCCUCCUCUCAGCCCUCUCCGUGAUGCAAAGAGUCACCAGCUCAGUUACAGCAGCAAUGAACAUUCUGUUUCAGCAACUGUGACACCGCAGACACAAAUACCUGAAGGUGUUAUUUGCCAGUUUCCAGCAGAUAACACCAACAGUGACCCUGUGAUCAGUGGUUCACAGACGCAGGACACAUGUACCCAGCCAGCAUCCCCACAAAUGGAUGGACAGUCCUUCAGCUUCCCCACAGCAUGGCUUGGGACCACCAGUCAGCCAAUAAGGGGCAAAGCACAGACGGGACGAGAGUGCCUCAACAUGUAUUUUCAGCCAUUUCCUCCUGCAAUACCAAAAUUGUACAGUAGAGGUCAGCCUGUGACCAGCCAGCUUGGGUUAUUACAAGGGGACAGUUACUUGGGGCUGUAGCAAGAAAUGAUCAAACAGAGUGUUCAGGGUCUCUUUGUGUUCAUUUUAUAAACAUAUCUUUUAGACAUUUCUAAUGAAGUUUUCUGAUUCUUUUUUGUGGCAUCACAGACUACAAUAAAACCAUAUAAGACAA
This is a messenger RNA of Myripristis murdjan (pinecone soldierfish), 2043 nucleotides long. RefSeq names its product coiled-coil domain containing 24 (gene ccdc24). The coding region runs from base 153 to 1910 and encodes 585 amino acids. The record is from RefSeq and is a predicted model, not a curated record. The transcript has 9 exons. NCBI's taxonomy places the organism in Eukaryota, Metazoa, Chordata, Actinopteri, Holocentriformes, Holocentridae.